Eptesicus fuscus (big brown bat) is the source of this 4933-nucleotide messenger RNA. It is a transcript of the gene BTBD3, whose product is annotated as BTB domain containing 3. Gene Ontology annotation, biological process: dendrite morphogenesis; cerebral cortex development; neurogenesis. The record is from RefSeq and is a predicted model, not a curated record. NCBI's taxonomy places the organism in Eukaryota, Metazoa, Chordata, Mammalia, Chiroptera, Vespertilionidae. The transcript has 4 exons. Gene Ontology annotation, cellular component: cytosol. The coding region runs from base 365 to 1960 and encodes 531 amino acids. Gene Ontology annotation, molecular function: protein binding.
UGAACAGACUCGCACGGCUCCAGCACGUCUUGCUAACCUAAUUCAGAAAACAAGUGCUGAGGCUCUCUGCCUGUCAUCUUCGCUCACUGUAGCAGUUUCAGGUGAUCCAGGAAACUCGGUUAUUUUUAUGAGCAAGUAAGAGAAACAGGAAUCAUGACGGGCAUGUAUUUAACAGACCCAGUACUGGAUAAAACUUAAAGCCAGUUACUAUUCAACAUAGUGAAAAGGUCACCUUGCCUGGCUAAGAAAAGAAGCAAAAUAUCAGCUUGUUGGUUUCUGUGAACGUCUUAGCUCAUGCCAGCCUCCUUUCCUUGAUGUUCGUACCAUCUCGGGAUAUCUAACUCUAAAGAGACAUCCUGUACUCAUGGUAGAUGACAAGGAAAAGAACAUGAAAUGUCUCACCUUCUUCUUGAUGCUUCCAGAGACGGUAAAGAACAGGUCCAAGAAGAGCUCGAAGAAAACAAAUACCAGCAGUAGCAGCAGUAGCAGCAGCAGCAGCAGCAGCAGCAGCAGCAUCAGCAAGUUGUCUCCAGUUUGUUAUGAAAUAAUUACCUUGAAGACUAAAAAGAAGAAGAUGGCUGCUGAUAUAUUUCCCCGCAAAAAGCCAGCCAACUCCAGCAGCACCACUGUCCAGCAGUACCACCAGCAGAACCUCAGUAACAACAACCUUAUUCCGGCCCCGAAUUGGCAGGGUCUUUAUCCUACCAUCAGGGAAAGAAAUGCGGUGAUGUUCAAUAAUGAUUUGAUGGCAGAUGUACAUUUUGUGGUUGGGCCACCAGGUGGGACUCAGCGGUUGCCAGGACACAAAUACGUCUUAGCUGUUGGGAGCUCUGUGUUCCAUGCAAUGUUUUACGGAGAACUUGCUGAGGACAAAGAUGAAAUCCGUAUACCAGAUGUCGAACCUGCUGCUUUUCUCGCAAUGCUGAAAUAUAUCUAUUGUGAUGAAAUUGACUUGGCUGCUGACACGGUGCUGGCUACUCUUUAUGCUGCCAAAAAGUACAUUGUCCCUCACCUUGCCAGAGCCUGUGUUAAUUUCCUGGAGACCAGCCUGAGUGCCAAGAACGCCUGUGUGCUCCUCUCCCAGAGCUGCUUGUUCGAGGAGCCAGACCUGACCCAGCGUUGCUGGGAGGUGAUCGACGCCCAGGCUGAGCUAGCUCUUAAGUCUGAGGGAUUCUGCGACAUCGACUUCCAGACACUGGAAAGUAUCCUCCGCAGGGAAACUCUGAAUGCCAAAGAAAUCGUCGUUUUUGAGGCAGCUCUCAACUGGGCUGAAGUAGAAUGCCAGAGGCAAGAUCUAGCUCUGAGCAUUGAAAAUAAACGCAAGGUCCUCGGAAAGGCACUUUACUUGAUCCGAAUACCUACAAUGGCUCUGGAUGAUUUUGCAAAUGGUGCUGCACAGUCCGGAGUUCUAACUCUCAAUGAGACCAAUGAUAUCUUCCUCUGGUACACUGCGGCCAAAAAGCCCGAGCUGCAGUUUGUGAGUAAAGCCCGCAAGGGCCUUGUCCCCCAGCGCUGUCACCGUUUCCAGUCCUGUGCUUAUCGGAGCAACCAGUGGCGCUAUCGGGGCCGCUGUGACAGCAUCCAGUUUGCAGUGGAUAAGAGAGUGUUCAUCGCGGGCUUUGGGCUGUAUGGCUCCAGCUGUGGCUCUGCGGAGUACAGUGCCAAGAUCGAACUCAAACGGCAGGGCGUUGUCCUGGGGCAGAACUUGAGCAAGUACUUCUCGGAUGGCUCCAGCAAUACCUUCCCUGUGUGGUUUGAGUAUCCGGUGCAGAUUGAGCCAGACACCUUCUACACAGCCAGCGUGAUACUGGACGGCAAUGAACUCAGCUACUUCGGACAGGAAGGCAUGACAGAGGUUCAGUGUGGCAAAGUGACUGUCCAGUUUCAGUGCUCCUCAGAUAGCACCAAUGGCACUGGGGUACAGGGAGGGCAGAUUCCUGAACUUAUAUUCUAUGCUUGAAAACACCUCCUGAAGCAGAGUGGGCUCUGAGGUGCACAUCUGGUUCCUACUUGCUUGAUGCUUAGCUCAUCUGCAGAUAUAUGAUCUGCGCAGGUAAUUUGUAAUGAAUGAAGCUGUAGGCAGUUUCUAAUUUCUUUCAACCUUUUAAUUAUGUACAGGCAAAAAUGCAGCAUUCGGCUUUUAACUCUAUGCUUCAAAGAGCCAAGUUCUUAUUAGGGCUUUGUGGUUUUUAGAAUUGCAUUUGUCUGUGCAGCUGGGGAGAAUGUGUGCUCUUUUCCAACUGCCCCAUUGACCUCCCAGUGUUGUCCCUAUUAAGAAAAUUUUUUAAUCACCUCAAAUUUCCUUCAGGGCUUUAUUUUGACAAAUAGAAGUAAAUAGUCUAAAAUAAUAAUGACAAGAGUUAUUUUUAAACAGAACACCCCGCCCCCCCCCAAAAAAAAAAGAAACAGAUAAACCUCAGUGUACAAUUUUGAAAGAAGUUUUGUUUCAUAAUAAGUAAUAAUUUAGAAAGUAGACAGUAAUCAUGUUUAGCUCUUAUUUUAUUUUCCUUUUAAAUAUUUUACUUCUGGGAAUGGCUUUUUCUUAAAUCCUACAUUCAUAAGAUUGUUACAUAUUAAACACUGCGAAGUGUCAGUGUAGGGAGUGAAAAUAAGGAUUUGGAUGAUUGUUUAGACCAUGGCUUCUGCUACAAGCAGAUUUGCUCUAUAGAUUAGAAGGCAAAGUAUUGCAGUACAGACACUUUUUAGAAGUAACUAAAUUAUAAAGUUUUGUCAUUAGAAAAGAGUUGCAGGCCUAUUAUUUUAAACUAGAACAUUUUAGAAAGGAAACCUAAAAAAGUCCCAUACUACAAAUGGAUUAAUUGAUGGCACAAUAAAAUGCACAGUUUGAAAAAGUCAGACACUUUUCUCCCCACUUAGCUUCUGAUCCCUACCAUUUGCUUGUUUUCCAGGUCGUAUUGUAUAUAUUCCUAUUCCCUUUUUUUAUGAAAAGAGGACCAAACAAUUCCUUAGAUGAAUGAAAAACAAUUAGUUUUGUAGCACUACAUGUUCCUAUAGUGAUACCUUCAUUCAUUGAUUUUUUUUUUAAAUCUAAAAUAUACUUUCCCUGUUUUACUUUGAUCACAUGCUACCUUCUUAGUUAAUUAUAAUUCUGUCUUGUUCCUGGAAUGCUAGAAUCUGGCCUCUGGCCAUCUUAAAGUGCCAAUAUAUUCCUGCAGGGUUUUAAAAAAAUGGUCUGGAGCGAUGCACCUGAUCAGGCCUAAUAGUCACUGCAUCAUCAUCAUCACAUCCAGCUCUCUUAUUUGUCCCUGGGUAAUGUAAACAAAGGAGGGAAAAGCUUAUCAAAAAAUUCUCCUUCAGUGAUGGCUUGUAAUGGUUGAGUGCCCGUGACCCUGGUAGUGUCCAGUGUGUUCACUUCCAGUUGAAGUAUCUAUGUGUUUCUGGGCAGCUUUUCUGCUCAGUGUGAUCCUGAGAUGGCUUCCCUUGCCACCCAGAGUGUGGUCCCUGGCCACCUCCUUCUCCUGCUCUGCGAGCCUGAAGCUGGCUUGUCUGGAGCCAGGGGUUAGUCCUGGGGUGGGUGUGUGUGCGUGGGCACCCAUGUGCAUGCAGGUUGUUGCCGACUCAGGAAUUGUCUCCUCCCUGCCUGGCCAGUGAGAGGUGGGACAGAAAUGUUCCCCCUGCUGGCCCCAGCAAGGCCCCAGUCAGUGACUGCCCUUACCAUAUUCACUGUGUUUCUGGGCCACUUCUUCCCCUGUAGACAAGGGCUUGCUGCUUUUGGCCGGCUUUCCUGAUGGAGGAAAACACUGGAUCAUGGGAAGUGUUUUAAUUGUCUUUGCCAUUACCUAUGUCUGUUAGCAUAGAUGACCAAAAGCUGUUACUGGUGAUUAUAAAUGAGUACUCCCAGGACAACUUUCCAAAAUUAUCUAAAAAUUAUUUCUUACUAGAGAAAUAACAGAUAGUAGUGUUGGCAAAGUAUCUAUGAAAUGAACAUACAUUUUCAAUUUAAAAAAUACUUGUACAAAUGGUUUUUUAAAUAAUUAUUAUUAAACAUUUCAGGAAUUCAUAGCUACCGUGCAAAUUGGUAGACUAUAUAUACCUGAUUACAAGGCACCCAUUUUUAAGCCAGAGGAGAAGAAACUUUGUUUAUUACUAAGUUCAUCAUAUCAGAUUGUGAGGUGGGUGUGACAACCUUAGAGUGAAGAUUGUUCAUUCCAUAACACUCACUGUCCAUGCUCCUGUUAGCUAGCUGCCCUCCAUGUGAACUCCCCAUGAGAUCCUGUACACUGAGUGCAGAAGAAACUAAUUGUAUGAUCGUUACUGUUACUUAAAGAAAAGACACACUUACCACCUGAUUGGCUGGUGACGAGAGCUGUGGGUUAAAUUUGAAAAUUGUAUUUAGAAUAAAUUUUAAAUCCUAGUCUCCCUUCUGCAUUUUGAGCAACAUGGAAUGAAGGCUAAUGUGCUUGCUUUAUUUUCUUUGGUAAUCUUAAAUUUUGUAGCUUUUAAAAGUAGAAACUAUUGUUCUGACAAGGCAGGCAACUCUAGUGUAUAAACACAAUUUUAUUAAAAUAUUCUGUAAAUGCUUUUUCCAAUGUACCUGGCAGUCUUUGCUGUUAUUCAUACUGGGGAUAAUGGGGAACUAGGCUAGCAGCUCUAAUGUAACAUUCUUUAAGCAUAUCUUAAUAUAGUAUUUAAGUAAAUGGUCUCAUUUCUAUAUAAUUAUUGCACUGAACUGUCUUUUUUGUUUUUUAAGUGUUGAAAUAAGCUUGACUAAUUCAAGUCACUAGCCAUUUGUGCAUCAGAGUGCUUGAAUUUAGUAGCUUACAGCAUUAUUUAUGAAGGAAAAUAUAUAAAUAUGAAGUACCUCAUGUUGAAUGUUAUUGUACUGUAUUUUUAAUGUAACAGUGCAGAUCUUGUUAGACACAUGAAUGUGUAUAAUCAUGUUAAAUGCAAAUAAAAAUAAAACUGAUUCAUA